GCUGCUUCUCGUUCUCCCAGAACAUUGAUUUGUGUGACCACAGUUACAAACAGCCUCCAGAGAUCCUGUUCUACACCAGACCAGUGGAGCCAGACUGCAGCUAGAGCCCAUCAUCAUCCUCAUCUGCUUGUAAGUAGGUAAUCUAGUAUAUUAUUCGUGGCACUAAUCUCUAAUUUACCUCACAUUAAAGAAACACUAUAGUCCCCAGAACCACUGCACCUUAAUGUAGUGGUCCUGGUGUCUAUAGCCUGUCCCUGCAGGCCUUUUAAUGUAAACACAGCGGCACUGCAGCACUAGCGUUAGUUAACAUGGCAGGUCAUAUGGGUGGGGCAUUGCGAUGUCACGGGGGGGAGGAGGGGGGCGUCAAACUUUACUUUUGCCUAGGGCGGCAAAAAUCCUUGCACCGGCCCUGUGUGUCAGUGAGCUUCUAUUUAGUGAGCAUGUGUGUGUCAGUGAGCUUGUCUUUAGUGAGCUUGUGUGUGUGUCCCUGAACUUCUUUGUAGUGAGCCUUCUGUUUAUACAAGUGAGUGUCUGUAGUAAGCUUGUGUGUGAGUCAGAGAGUUUUGUCUGUCAGUAAGCCUAUUUGCGCAUGUCAGUGAGCUUGUGUGCUUACUGUAAUAAUAUAUAUAUAUAUAUAUAUAUAUAUAUGACUUGUGGGAAUGGCAUACGUUUUUUUUCCAGGGCUGCUUUGGAUUCCCAGGGAUUCCCAGUUUGGCUCUGCCAGCGAGUGCACUUUACCGCUGAAUAAUCUGUGUGAGCUGCCGCACACUUUAGCCCUGUUACACGCGUCUGGGAGCUGCUGUUGACAGGUACUAGUAGUCUAGAGAUUGGGGUUUAUGCUCAGCUAUCUGUAUAAUACAGAUCUGUGUGUAUAAAAUAUCCCGGGAUAGUCAGUGCUUCCUGUAUAGUGCUGCUCUCUGUCUUGGGAUAUUAUACACAAACAGACCUGUAUUAUACAGAGAGCAGCACUAUACAGGGAGCACUGAGUGUCCCAAUUUAUUAUACACACAACCCUGUAUUAUACAGAGAGCACUGACUGUCCAGGGAUAUUAUACCCAGACAGUAAUUGAUAGCUGUGCUGCAAAACGUCCUUGGAAUUUUUUUUCCAAAUGUUGGCAACUAUGGCACUGUAUCAAGGAUAAUGUGUUUGUUUUUUUAAUAAUCCCUGGUGGAAAAUAAUGAAUCCUCCACCAGGUAUUAUUAAAAAAACAAAACACAUUGUGUCGGGGGCGUGACUUAACAUGCGACAGGGGCGGUGUCAAACUGCGAUGAGGGCGGGGUUAAAUGUGCCCCCCUACCUUUGUCACUGGCCCUCCAUGUGCCCCCCCAAAAAAUGAAUCCUAGAGACGCCACUGAUAGUGCAUGUACAGUAGGGACAAUACAAGGCAUCCUGGAAAAAUGUACUGGGCAGUCCUGGUGGAUUUUUAAAAUGAUUGCCGCUUUAAGUUACUGUCAGAAAUAAGAAUGGGUCAGGGUACUUAUGGUGCUUAGACUGGUUUACACUGGUCCGUAAAGAUAGAAACCAAGGCCUGUCUAUUUAAAACAAAUGUAACAACUUUACAGAAACAAAAACCUGGCUCCACUGUACCCUUACAUUAACUUUCAACCAAUGAUUGGUUGGCUUGUCCAAUAUAAAAAACAAUAGUUCACUUAUAGAGAGAGCACAUUCAGCUUCCAGUUCUCUUGUUCGCAAAAGUGACUUUUUCCUGGCAACUGACAUUUAAUGUGGAUAAGUGCAAGAUAAUGCAUCUUGGACGUAAAAACCCAAGGGCAGAGUACAGAAUAUUUUAUAGAGUCCUAACCUCAACAUAUGAGGAAAGGGAUUUAGGGGUGAUUAUUUCUGAUGACUUAAAGGUAGGCAGACAAUGUAAUAGAGCAGAAGGAAAUGCUAGCAGAAUGCUUGGUUGUAUAGGGAGAGGUAUUAGCAGUAGAAAGAGGGAAGUGCUCAUGCCAUUGUACAGAACACUGGUGAGACCUCACUUGGAGUAUUGUACACAGUACUGGAGACCGUAUCUUCAGAAGGAUAUUGAUACCUUAGAGAGGGUUCAGAGAAGGGCUACUAAACUGGUUCAUGGAUUGCGGGAUAAAACUUACCAGGAAAGGUUAAAGGAUCUUAACAUGUAUAGCUUGGAGGAAAGACGAGACAGGGGGGAUAUGAUAGAAACAUUUAAAUAUAUAAAGGGAAUCAACACAGUAAAGGAGGAGACUAUAUUUAAAAGAAGAAAAACUACCACAACAAGAGGACAUAGUCUUAAAUUAGAGGGACAAAGGUUUAAAAAUAAUAUCAGAAGUAUUACUUUACUGAGAGGGUAGUGGAUGCAUGGAAUAGCCUUCCAGCUGAAGUGGUAGAGGUUAACACAGUAAAGGAGUUUAAGCAUGCGUGGGAUAGGCAUAAGGCUAUCCUAACUAUAAGAUAAGACUAGGGACUAAUGAAAGUAUUUAGAAAAUUGGGCAGACUAGAUGGGCCGAAUGGUUCUUAUCUGCCGUCACAUUCUAUGUUUCUAUGUAACUUAGCUAGAUGGAUAUUUAACAAGUGUUGCCUCUAAUAAUCAGCAGCAGAUGAAUUGAUCGCAGAUAGUUAGAAAAAAAACCCUGUUUGUAUUGAGCUUAUGUGAAAACUAUAUGGAGGAAACCACUUUCAUUUUAAAAUUAAUUGCUGGACAUGAUUCCUUUAAAUAACAUACCAAAAACCAGCAUGAAGAGCAUAUACCUGCAUGACCCAAAUGUGAUCGGGAAAAAAAAUAAAAUUGACCUGUACAUAUAAAAUAUUCUCAUUUAGACAUUUUCCACAUCUAAAAUAUACAAAACAGAAUAUAGUGUAGUAUAUUAAAAAACUAUGUAUUAAAUGGAAUAGUAAUAGUGAUAACUGCAGAGUUUUCCAUCUGGCUGUGGGGUGGAGUGAGGCAGUCAGUGCCUCCAUAGAUGUCACUUGAUCCCUCAGUCUGACCUUUCUUUAAAUGCAUUCAACAUUUAAGCCUUAGAGUAGCAUAUGUUGCAUAUAUUAAAGUGCUGAAAUUAUACUGGAAACAAAUUAAUAGAUUAAUAUGGAUAGGCAGCCUUUUGUCCUUUAUGGAGACAUUAUAAGUAGAGACAAAUAUGUAUUUGUCUGGGUUUGUAUGAGGAACUAUAGUGAUAUUCUCAUUUAAUGUAGGUAUCCACACUAAACAAAACAAUAUGUAUAUGCAAAAAAAGGAACUUCUGAACAAUCAGAAGUCCCAUUUUCCCCCCUUAAAUUUGCAAUAAAAGCUCUCUUGUUUAGGAUAAAUAGAUAGACAGACAGACAGACAGACACAAACACACAGACACACACUACUAGCUUUUAGUUUGUAUGAAAUAUUUAUGUAGUGUAAUAAAUAUUUAAUUUAUAAUUGCUUAUGUUUUUUGUUUUUUUUAAUAUAGAUUAUCAAAUGCAGGGCAGCUGUUACCUGGGGAGUAAACAAACCAUUUUCAAUUGAAGAGGUGGAAGUGGCUCCCCCAAAAGUCAAUGAAAUCAGAAUUAAGGUAAAAACUUGCUAUUUUUCAUACAUUAAUGUAAAGCUGAAUAUUUAUACUGUCUUUCUAACAAAUAUGAUAACUAUGGUUUGAUUAAAUUAGAGGUGAUCACAUUUAUAGGUUAAGAUUGAUUACAUUACUGCCGUUACAGAUUUAUUGGGAACAAAUGAAUAUGGAUUCCAAUAUCGAAACCAAAGUGGAUACUGGGAGAAAUAACGGAUAUGACCCAGGGUAACUCCAGAUAAAGCAAAGUUACCAGAGCUAAAAUCUAAAAGACCAAAUGGUCAAAAUAACAAAUACUUUAUUAGAGAUUGUAAUAGUAACUAAUAGUAUUAUCCCAAAGUGCUAACACACACAAAAAAGUAAAAAAUACGGUAGUCAAUGAGAGCACACGUCUGUGCUGAAGUGACUAGGGAGAGCGGCUGCUCACUUCAGCACAGACAUGUGCUCCCAUUGACUACCGUAAAGUAUUUGUUAUUUUGACCAUUUGGUCUUUUAGAUUUUAGCUCUGGUAACUUUACUUUAUCUGGAGUUACCCUGGGUCAUAUCCGUUAUUUCUCCCAGUAUCCAUUUUAGGUACACUACUUCUAGCUUUUUUCACCAAUUCUACCUAGGGGUUACCCCCCUUUUCCAUAUAAAUAUAUAUUGACAAAAGUCAAUAGACUCUGGCGUCAAAAAUACGGUAGUCAAUGGGAGCACGUCUGUGCUGAAGUGAGCAGCCGCUCUCCCUAGUCAUUUCAGCACAGACGUGUGCUCUCAUUGACUACCGUAUUUUUUACUUUUUUGUGUGUGUUAGCACUUUGGGAUAAUACUAUUAGAAUCUCUAAUAAAGUAUUUGUUAUUUUGACCAUUUGGUCUUUUAGAUUUUAGCUCUGGUAACUUUACUUUAUCUGGAGUUACCCUGGGUCAUAUCCGUUAUUUCUCCCAGUAUCCAUUUUAGGUACACUACUUCUAGCUUUUUUCACCAAUUCUACCUAGGGGUUACCCCCCUUUUCCUAGUGUACUAUAGUAGGCUGACUACAGUUCUUUUUUAGUUUUUCCAAUAUCGAAACCAAUACCUAUAUUUUAAAUUGAAAGGGUUGAUUUUGGUGAAUAAUUUUUAUGUAUCAGGCAUUUAAUCCCUGAUAAUUGGUCACCUAAAAGGAGUUGAUAAAUGCUUGCUUUUACCAUUUGCCACAGCAGCACUAGCAGCAAGGGUGCAAAUAGUAAAAGUAAAAGUAAAGGCCUAAGGUAGUCAGUAUAUGACCUCCCCCAAUUAGUAUAAGGGAGGUUUGAAACCUCCUUUAUGCCCCACCCACCAUGCCGCUGUUAGGGUAAAGUCUUUUAAAAAGUGAGCAACCAGUGGCUACACAUUGUAAUAAAAAAUAGCAAUUGUGCAGCUACUGUGCAGUGCAGGGCUUAGGUGGAGAGCGAUCAGCUGAUGCUCUCAAUUAAUGAGCUUUACUCAAUAGAAUCUUAAAAGCAGUAGCUUCCAGCUCUCUUUAAGAAGUAUUUUCUAAAGUGGUUUGACUCUACCAGGGCACUCCUAUGUGGUCAUGGUGCUGCUUAAAUUAACCCAGUAAAUUGCUUAAAAGUAACCCUUUAAAUUGCACAUUCCCGGAUUAAAAUGGUGCAAUCAUUUGAGUUAUACUUACAGUGCAAAAUCGCAGUCACAAAUUAACAUUUAUAGCAAUCAUUUGAGGUAUAAACUGCUUAAAUUGCAAAAUCAAAGUCACAGAUUAACAUUUUGCAAUAAUUGUGGAGAUAAAAACAGAUUUAUGUGGCCAAUUAUGUGCAACUGGGUUUAAUGUUUAAUAAAGAGCACUGUAUUAUGGGAUAACUGUACACACCAUAUUGAGCAAUAAGAAUUAAAUAUUAACUUUGUGAAAUCCCUAACAUUAUCUAUGUAAUAGCAAUUGUAAUAAAAUAACAACGUACAUUACAGAAACACUCCCAGCAAUUACACACAAAAAUCCUCCCCUCUGCAUGUGAUAUAAUUAUGUUGCACAAUGGUUUAACAUAAUUAACACAGGCAGUAAAAAUACAGUUUUUAUACAUGUACUAUAACUUUAAAACUACACAUCCAAUCUUCAUAAAAAUUACUAAAAUUACUAUAUUUGGAAUCAGCACACUUUAAAUAUAAACAUAACCAAAAAUCAGAUAAAUCCAUCCAGGGGUUAAAAAGUUAGCUGGAGGUCCCUUUAUGACCGACCACAAGCACAUUUUCCAGCCCAAAACAGUCCCAUAGAUUUGGGCUGUGCGGCCGGUCUAUUUCAGGCUGAAAAAACGACUAAGUCCCAUCGCCGAAUGGGACUUAGUCUCUGUGGCUGUAAAAUCAGUAUGGGAGAAGGUAGGGCUCAGCGGUGUUCGCGGGAAUGUGUAGCCGAUUUUAGUUCCAUGAAUUUGGCUACACAUACCGCUGAACUCGUUCGCAUUAACAAAGAUGGCUGCCGCCACGUGUUCGGCAAACGAACAAAGGUCACCCAGCAUGGUCAACUAAGCUGCGGUUAACAGCAGCUUCUGGGAGGUAAAUUGCCUGCACACUUCCACUUCUGGGUGGUCCGCCUGUGUGGUACUUGGUUCAGUAAGCCCCAUUUACUGAACCAAGUGGGAAAUAGCCAGGCACAAAGAGUUUUAACCAGGUCUGGGGACACAGGGGACUGGGGCAGUGGGGCAGUGGGACUGGGGCAGUGUCCCAAUUUUCCCUAUGCCCCAAAAAGGUGCUUAAAGGGCCAGCACCAGUCCCAUAACCCACAAGGCAGGUCUUAAAGGGCCAGCAGCAGCACAAUAUAAAUCCAUUAGCCCAAAUAAGGUUUGUAAAGUGCCAUACAACCCAGGGCCGUAGUCAUGAGGCAGGAGGCUGGCACUCAGGCUCCUCCAACAGCCAGGGGCAAAUGGCAACUUGUCACCUAAAAAUCUAGAGACGAAAGGCAUUUCAUCACACACUACUAUUGCUGGGCAAAUGUGUUAUGCCCAGAAGUCUGAUAUUUACUACUAUGACUUGUAAGCCUACUUCCAAGCUCAGCUCAGAUAGCAUAAUUACUUCCCCAGAGUAUUUGCAAGUUUUGCAUGAUGCAGGACAAAUACGAACUGUACCCUUCAAACACAGCAUGUAGACACCAACACAAAUUGUAGAACAGCAACAGUGACUGCCUGAGAGACUCUCUCUGAAAGAAUCCACAAAUUACCAAAAGAAACCCCAAACUAACCAUUUUGGAAUAAGUUUAUUUCUUACAGUUUCCAUGAAAUUCUUUAAACUCAGUCUGGAAGAUGUAACACAUAGAAUGUUAUAUGAAAAGUAAGAAUAAAACAUUGUAUAUUCACAUUUUUAGAUGGUGGCAACAGGCAUAUGUCGCACUGAUGACCACGGAAUGAAAGGAAAAUUGGAAAAUUCAUACUUUCCCAUUAUUCUUGGCCAUGAGGGAGCUGGUAUUGUAGAAAGCAUCGGAGAAGGGGUGGAAAGAUUUAAACCAGGUAAGACCAAUUUGUAAACAUAAUUAACUAAAAUCAAUGUUUCAAAUCAUAUACUGCGAUGAUGUUCCAUUGAUUUGUAUCAUGGCUAUGUUCAUUAAAGCAGGCUUCCCCAAACUCUGGCCCUCCAGAUGUUGCUGAACUACAACUCCCAUGAUUCUAUGAAUGAAAUAGAUAGGCUGAGAUUCAUGGGAGUUGUAGUUCAGCAACAUCUGGAGGGCCGGAGUUUGGGGAAACCUGCAUUAAAGGGACACUAUAGGCACCCAGACCACUUCACCUCAUUGGAAUGGUCUGGAUGCAGUGUCCAAGGUCCCUUAGCCUUGCAAAGGUAAUUGUUGCAGUUUUUAAUAAACCACAAUAAUUACCUUUGAGAGUUAACUCCACCACUAGUGACUAUCAUGAGGACAUCCAGCGUCAUAUAAAGCCUCAUAAGAAAGCAUUAUACAUGCUUUUCUAUGGGGGAAAUAUUAAUGCAAGUGUGGCCAUUGGUGCACAUGUGCAUUAUUUCUACCACGCUGGCUGCUUGCGGUGGGGGAGGAGCGAAGUUGGAACACGAACUAAUGCCGAGGGACAUCGGCACUGUAAUCAGGUAAGGGACAGAAGAGGGGGUGCGCAACAAAGGGGAACACUGCAGAGAGAGCUAUAGUGUCAGGAAAACAACUUUGUUUUCCUAGCACUAUAGUUUCCCUUUAAAAUGACCAAGCAAGGUUAGCUCAUUCAGUAUAGGUCAGUUAGGAAUGGUGACACACACUGCUGGCAAGACAAAGACUUUAAUAGAUUUUAAUUUCUGUAUAAAAAAAGACAAAUUUUCUUCCAUAUUUUAGAGGCUGCACAUUUGUUCAAUAUAGUUUUGCCUUAAAGAAAUACACUGGCCCCAAUAUUGGCCCAAUAACAACUAACCUCAAUCAAGUGUAAUGUGUCCUAGAGACCAGUUCUCAGAUGCCAUCUUACCUUACCGUGAUAACUUUUUUAACACAGUUUAAUACUGAAGUUUAAUAUCAAAGUCACCACACCUCCCCACUCCUUUCCUUGGCAGCUUUGCUAAUAGAUAAGUAUUGGGUUGGCGGCCGUUGAUAGGCUGAGCUGAAUUAGAGCUCAUUGAGCUGAAGCACAUUGGCCACAUUAAUUAAAGCAAAGAGCCUGCUUAAUUCUUAUUGUAAUCAAAUAAGCUGGAAACCAUUAAAAUGGCAUUGCAUACAGUUACAGACUCCUUGUUGUUUAUCUACUACAAAAUGUAACUUAGCAUCUGCCUCAAGUUUUAAUAUCUUCCACAGAGAGUAAUAGGAUCCAAGAAAUGGUAGGGACUACUUUGUCUUAGUAUUAUUCCUCCACCUGACAAAGCUUGACACUGGGUGGAGCUGCUGCCGUCAAGCCUGUGGUUUCUUCCAGCCAUCACCAGUGAUAGCUGCAGGGAAAUUAACUCUUUCUAUAAAGGAUCCCAGGGUUUCAUGGCAUACUACGUAGACCUCAAUAUGCAAGAGUACAGCAGUGACGUCAACUUCUGGCAGCUGAAGCACCAGUAGCAGAGGAGGAGCAGAUGGCAGCCAACAAGGGACAGGUUUAGGUAAGUAGCCCCUGGAACCAGAGCAGCAAUGUCACUAUCGGGGGUCUUUGCAAAUUAUACAAAGUCCCCAGACAUUAACAGAACAGUGAGUCUUUUUUCAACCUAUUUUACUAUAAAUAACUGUAUAACAGACUUGCUAAAUGAGAUAAAUAUGUUUUUUGGUAUCUGUGUGUUUUGUCCUUUGUUCCUGUUGGUUGUAUCUCCUUUUUGCACACACAUUCCUUUGUGACACACUCAGUGUACAGUACCAUCCAGCAUAGUUCGACACUUUUUUGGUUGUCAAUAUUAGAUAAAUUCCUCAUUUUUUUUUGCAUUGUGCCUGCAAAGCUUAAUAUGAUUUUUGUACUUUUCAGAAUAUAUCUACAAAAAAUAGGACAUAGUGCGAAGUUCAUAAACAGCCACCUUUUUUUUUCAUAUCAUAAAUUGCACUGCAGUAUUAAUCAAAAUAAUAUUUCCAUGUUUAGGUGACAAGGUCAUUCCUCUUUGCUUACCUCAGUGUGGUCAGUGCAUUUGCUGCAAUGAUCCAAGGACCAAUAUUUGCAUUGUAGCCAGGUAUGUAAUACAACCUUCUUUGUACAAAAAAACUCAUUAUAACUUCAUACUGGGCAACAUUUUUCAAGGAUAGUCCUUCCUUCCAUAUAGAGAUCAAAUACAAACUGAUAACAGAAAAAGUAAAGCUUUAUAUUCCAUUAUAUUGAAAAAAAAAUACACUUCUGUGUCACUCACACAGAGAUAGAAAUAUAAGAUUCCUUCAUUCACCCAUUCAGGGCAAUUAAAAAUAUUCAUUAUGAAAAAGUAUAAUUAUAUGCGACUGGAGAUUUUUCCCUGAAUACUUCACUGAUAUUAUGUAAAACCCUUUUCUUAACCCCUUCAGGAUGGAGUCAAUAGUACACGUUCUGAUCAAAACAAAACGUAAACAAAAACUGGAAUUUGCACUAUAUGUCUGUUCAACCGUGAUUCAUCUCUUUCACACUUAUUAGAUAUCAUUUUGCUCAGGAAAAACAGGGCUUUCAUUUCAUAUCAAAUAUUUAGCUAAGAAACAUAAUGUAUUAUGAAUAAAAUAAAAAAAAACUGAGAAAUGUAAUUUAAAAAAAAAAAAAAUUGUAGUUCCGCCUCACAUUUUAGUUGUAAACGUCAUAAUACUGUUAGGUUUUAAUGCAAAAAAAUGCGCAUAUUUGUAAUCAGCGAUGCCUCACGAGUACAACAGAAUCCCCCAUUAACAGGUUUUAUCAAAACGAAAAAAUUAGUUCCCGUCAGCAAUAGAUGGGUAUGAACGCCGUGAGAACAGGGGUAUCAGGUAAAUGAAAUCCCGACGCGCGUUUCGCCUGAUGAGCCUUUAAAACAGGUGAAACGCGCGUCGGGAUUUCAUACCCAUCUAUUGCUGACGGGAACUAAUUGCUCGUUUUGAUUUUUGAUAAAAAUAUGCCGGUUAACGCCUUUUUUUGUUAAACAGGGUAAUUAGUUAUCGACCAGGAUCUUUUAUCCCCUUGUGGCACUCAGGGCUCUCUUCAAGGUGUAUACUCCUAUUUACUGUCGGCUAGAUUAUACUACUCGAUGGUGAUUUUUUACACAGCCAGAUUAUUUCAUAUUGCCCUGAGUUCAACUGGGGAAUUUGUAACUUUACGUAUUGAUGUUACAUUCCAAUACAGUUUAAGCACAUUUUUUGUUUUCUCUUCAAGAGUACUAAUUUUUCAUUUUUUAUUGUAAUUUCUGUCUAAGUACGUAACCUUGUAUCUUCUUCUUCUUCACUUCUUUACUAUACAAGGUGCCCACGAAGGCACUAUUCCGACUAUUUUACUCCUUAGUUAUUAUCUUCACUUAUGAACUAAAUUUUGACGUUCAGCCUAAGUCUUCUUCCGUUUAGGGAGCUUAGCAUUAGGAGAGAAUUGGGAAUAUUGGGAAUAAUCCUUUCCUUUAUUACUGGAGCCCCUUGCAAUUUAAACAGAUUUGCCAACAUUGUAUUUUAUUGUUAGCGCUACAUUUAGACGCUAUAUUAUUGAAUAGAUACACAUUAGUUACAUUGUUGCAUUUACGUCUUUGGCUACAGCUACGGAUUCGCAGACCUCAGAAUUUGACACUAAAUCAUCAAUUAUCUUUACCUACGAACGGAAUUCUAGCAUUCAGCCAUAGUCUCUUUUUGUAUUUAGGGAGCACAGCAUUGUGAGAGAAUUCUGUCCCACGCCUAUCUGGCUAUGCAAAUGUAGCGGGACAUCCAUAACCUAUUGGGUACAACUCUUUUCCUUUACUAUUAGGGCUUUUUUGUAGUAUGAACAGAUUUGUUAACAUAUUGGGAACAACUCUUUUCCUUUACUAUUGGGGCUUUCUGCAGUAUGAACAGUUUUGCUUACAUUGUAUCUCAUGCUUAGUGCAACAUUUGAGACGCUAUGUUAUAUUGUUGCAUUAACAUCUUUUAGCUGUAGCCACAGCUUUGCAGGGCUCGAUCACGUCGUGAAUUGAUACUAAAUCCUGGCUUAGCAUUAAAUUGUUCUAGGCUGCAUUUUGCCUCUUAUACGUACCUGUUAUUUUUUCUUAUUUUCUUGUGUACUCUUUGUUUCAGGCUACCACCCUCUGUGGUGUGGAGCCACAUUAGCUCAUGAAUAGUAGCUACAGUUCUCACAAUAUAUCUGUAUGUUAGUUAGUUUUCUCUCUUUCCUUGAUUUAAUAAAGUAUCUUCGAGAUUUUUAAAGCAUCUUUUCACUUCUUUAUAUGGACACACAUUUUUCCUCUUCUUUUUCAAUUACAUAUGAAUAUAUAAUUUAUAUAAAAUUUUGUUUCAAUAUUUUAUUUAUUUAUUUAUUUUUUAUUUUAUUUAUUAUUGUAAUUAUAUGUAUAUAUAUAUAUAUAUAUAUAUAUAUAAAUAUAAUAUAUGUGUAUAUAUCUAUUAUAUAUAUAAUAUAUAUACAUAUUAUAUAUAUAUAUAUAAAACAUCAUUCUAAGUGUAUUUUAAUAUUAAUAUAUAUACUAAUAUUAGUAUUAAAAUACACUUUGUAUGACGUUACAUAUAUAUAUAUAUAUAUAUAUAUAUAUAUACACACACACACACACACACACACAUAUAUGAAAUAUAAAAAAAACUUUUAAUUUAAUUUUAAACAUGUUUAAUUUUUUUUUUCACACUACCUACUAGCAGGGGGACUGUCUGAUAUUUCAGACAGCCCCCCUGCUGGCAGAUCCACAGCCAGCUAUAGGGGGCCAUAUGAUCGCUCUUUGAGAGCGAUCACAUGGCCCCCGGGGGCCUCAUUUGCCGCCCAGGCAGCCCUCCCGAAGAUGACCUCCCCUGGGCUUAAGCCGUUACGGAGUUCUAUGCCGCCACAACGGCUUUAAAGCUCUUUAAAGCCGCGACGGCAUAGAACGGCGUUAAGGGGUUAAACAGUGCUAUUAACAAUAUGCACUGCACUUUUUAAUUAUUUUGUUUUGCUUUGUCAAUCUAUGUUUUUAUUCUGGCACCCAACAGGAUGACAACUUGGCAGAAAGGUGAUAAUAUAUAUAUAUGUAAUAAUUAAUACAAUGUUAAACAUAAAUCUGCACAGUAGUCAAGCCAUAAGACUUGCUUUUCCCACAGAAAUCCCAUAACUGCAGCGAUGUUACAACCGCAAAGGAUUCUGGUUGGGCAUUUGCAAAUUAGUUUACCAAAGAAUCAAGUUUUUGCCUCAUUCCAUUUUAAACAUGGAUUCCUUUUAAUCGGUGUUUGCUGUAUACAACAGCUUUGAAACACACGUUAAAAGGAAUCCAUGUUUAAAAUGGAAUGAGGCAAAAAUGUGAUUUUAUGUUAAACUAAUUUGCAUUAUUGCUUGACAUUGUAUUAAUUAUCCACAGACUUCAGGUGGAAGGGGUUUUCAAUCACAAUUUUUCCCCACCAUAACUUAUUUAUAUAUAUGAUCAUAGACGUGCGCACGGGGUAUGCCUGAUCACGCUCUAAUCCCCACCGCCCGCUCAUGUAUCGAGGCCGGCAGGGGAGAUCCAAGAUCUCCCUCACUGGUCCAGAGGCAGGAGAGGACCCGGGGAGCUCUAGCCAGCAGCUCCGUCGGGUUCCUCUCGAGAGGUCAAAGCGUUGCUGCAGGCUAGAGUUCCUGCAGGCUAGAGUUCACUCUCACCACUAAGACCACCAGGGAUCAGGGAUGGCAGCAAGGAUCCCCCUCCCAGGCAAAGGGUAAGAAGGAAGGGUAGAUCCUUCUUACCUUUCCUAAUCUGUCCCCCCACACCCACUAGCUAGCCAUGUAAAAAGGGUAUUAUUGGCUUAUUCCUUACAGAAGCCUUUUUCUAUUUCUUUAGACCCCAAUGGAACAGCAAAAAAUUGUAAAAUUUUAUUUCCCUAACAAAUAAACACAGGAAGGAACAUAUUCUGUUUGUCUUCCUUGUAAUGAAUUUGAAGUUGCAGGAUUUAUUUAUUUACCUUACCCAGGAUGUCUUAUUUGGAGAUCCACAGGCAAAUAGCAGUUUAGGAAGAUAAGACUCCAGUUUAUUGCUCUAUUACUAGAUGAAAACAGUGAACUGCUUUGCACCCUGCUGUCCUUGAUCUGCUUCCUGCAAUUAAAUAGGUAAACAGAAAGUGCCAUGAGCUUCCUGGAUUUACACAGAACCUGUAAACCGGAAUAGGCAAAUAAAAACAUCACAUUACAGACAAUGUAAUCUGGGUUUUGGAAGUACCUGCAAGGUAACUUAUUGGUCACUUUUUAGGUUUGUUUUUUUCUUUUUAUCAGUAACAACUGGUUUUGUAGUGAAAAAUAGAAGUAACACAAAACUCACUCUCACCACUAAGACCACCAGGGAUCAGGGAUGGCAGCAAGGAUCCCCCCUCCCAGGCAAAAGGUAAGAAGGGAGGGGGGAUCCUUCUUACCUUUCCUAAUCUGUCCCCUCCCCCCCCCCACACAAUCACUACAAACAAUUUCACACACACACACAGCACCCUCAAAAACACACAGCACACUAACAGCACCCUCUCACACACACACACACACCACCCUCAAACGCACACACAAACAGCACUCUCACACACAGCAGUGUAUGUAUGCGUGUGUGUGUAUAUAAAAAAAUUAUAUAUAUAUAUAUAUAUAUAUAUAUAUAUAUAUAUAUAUAUAUAUAUAUAUGUAUAUAUAUAUAUAUUUUAUAUACACACACACACACACACACACACACAUACACGCGGCAUGUGUGUUUGUGCUUUAGGGUGCACACCCUAAUGCAAUAGGCUGCGCAUGCCUAUGUAUAAGAUAUUCGAUUAGGUCAGUAGAGUUAUUCGGCCUCAUUUUAGAAAGAAAGUAUAUUUAAAAAAAAGGAAUAUAUUGUCAGUUAACUAGCAGUGUGAUCCCUCCUAUGUCCCCAAUAAGACAUUGAGAUAUGCACUUAAUUGAGGGAAGUAAUAUAAAGAUCAGCAGAAGAACAUAAAAGAUUAAAGUAACAGCUGUUGAGGGUGCAGAAAAAAAUCCCCAUAUAAUCUUUGGCAAAAGGAAGAAAUACAUGGCCAUGAACCCUAAAGAGUUCCACCAUAUAUCCCAAUUUAGCCUAUGCUCUCAAGGGGCAGAGCACAGUCCAGUAUUAUGGAGAGGUACGUCAGGCCCCUCAGUUCAGGUGUUUGCAGACUGGGCAUGAGCAGUAUAGGUGAGAGGCCACUUCUGUGGGGUAGACUGUCGCACUCUGAGAUCCAGACUAGAAUGUCUGAAAAUUCUUCCAAGAUACGGUCACACUUCAAACUGCAGUGACUGGAGUAACCUAGUGGCGUCCACCACGAUGCAUGUCUUCAUGUCAUUUACCAUCUCUCCCGGCAACACCACUUGGACCCGUCACAGCUAGGUAGACUCCCAGGAGGAGACCAAGAUCCAAAGGGGGGGAAAUGGUGCUCCUGGUUGGGAGAUUGGCUGUUGCUCCCACCCAGUGUACCUCCCAGGCUGCACUGCUGAAGCCGUCAAAAUGACCAGGAUUGCUGCAGUCAGCUGUUGCAUUGUGUCUCAACUUGGUCAGGGUAAAGGUAGGUCUCUGUAGAGCUCCUUCAGCCACCACAGGGGAGGUCUCCUUCCUGUGCUGCUCACCCAAGCCUACAUCCAGAGCAGACUGAAGCAGUUGCUUCCUCCAUCAUCCACAAGGGAAGCAGCAUGCAUUUUUAAUUGCCCCAAUAGGGUGAAUAAAGGAAUAAUUUAUUUAUGUCUGAGUUAGCACAGAAGUUGAAAUGUUAUGUAAUGUAAAAUAUAGUGGUAUGGGUUUUCUUCUAUCAUUUUGUAUCUCACCAGCCCAAGCACAAAUGUUUAAAUAUGAAGAGUAGUAAAUCACUAAACCAUUAACUUCUGUACCACUACUGGAAAGCCAUAAUUUUAAUGUACAAAGAUGAAUACUUAAUACUACUUUGUUAAUGUUUUAAAUGUGUUUUGAAUCAUAUCUAAAAACAGUGCAAUUUAAAUUUUCAUAUAAUUACCUACAUUCAAACAAACUAUGCAUUCUGUUUCUCAUAGCACAGAUAAUCGCAGAGGGCUGAUGGCUGAUGGCACCAGCAGAUAUACCUGCAAAGGAAAACAAAUCUAUAAUUUUUUUCACACUAGCACCUUUAGCGAAUAUAUUGUGGUUGAAGAAAUUGCAGCCACUAAAAUUGAUAACAACGCACCACUGGAUAAUGUCUCUCUUAUUGGAUGUGGCUUCACAACUGGUUAUGGGGCUGCUUUAAACACAGCCAAGGUAUUCUGAACAUGUAUAUCUGCAUGCCUAUUUGUUGAGGUGUAUCUAACUUGACAGGUGACCUCCGUGACUGAUAUUAGAACCCUGAAUAGUAUUACGUAACCUGAUAUAUUUUUAUAUCUGUUAAUAUUUCUUCCAUAAGUGAAUGGAAAAAUUACAUAUAUGGAGGAUGCAGGUUAUAACUAAGUAACCUUGUAUUAAUGCAAUGGAGGGCCAGUGCGGGAUAUUUAUGCCAUCAUUGUUACAGAUUGCCCAUCUCUCUUUCAUUAAACCAGCAUAAAGGGAUGGAAUAAGAACAGAGCUAGUGCUUCUCUAUUAUGCUAUUAUUAAGCAAUUGCAUGUUCUCAUUAUGCAUUAUUUAUACUCUAAACAACAAUAGUGAACAAUCAAGGCAACUCAACUGGACCAAUAAACAAGUUAUGUGUGUUUUGUCAGAAAGUCUAGAUCAUGGAAUAUGACGAAAAUUAUAGACUGGCUAACACAUUUGAUUGGUGAUUCCACCCCUCUUAUAUUUCUCUACCACUUCUUACAAAAAACUCUAAAUAAUUCUCCCCCAUUGUACCCAGUUCUGAAAGUAAAAAGUUAAAUCUACAAACUACACAGUGGGUUAGUGGAGAUGAAAACCAACAUUGUAUCAAUCAGACACUGAAUGAUGAACUUUAAAGGGGAAUUGUCAUUAUCAAGCAUUUUUUAUGUUAUGUCUACUUAUCUAUUAUACAAAAACACAAAUAGUGAGAUCACCUGACAAAGAAAUGUGCAGGCAAGCCACUACUGGGACACACUCCCUAUAUCCCUUUAAAAGUCAGUGCAAAGAAAAACUGUAUACAAGAAAAGUGAAAAUACUUUGUAGGGCGAUACUUCUCAAACAGAGUGGUGUAUAUAUUUACCAACUUGUAGCUGAGCAUGUAGAACUCACAUGAAAAAUAGAAGAGAAAUCAUAUGCAAAUGCUUUAAUAAACAAUGAGAUAAACAUAAAAUAAAAAUGGAACACUCACAAAUGUAGUGGCACAAUUGAAAACAUCAAUAUGUGCAAAAACGUAUUUGCCUCAAUUAGGCUAAUCCCCUGGUAACAGUAGUCUUAAAUGGUAAGGAGUAUCAGGAACAGUCCCUCUUCACUGACCGUCAAUCAGAAGGCAGCAAUAACGAAGUGUCUGACUUCCAGCCGCAGUAAUCCUUUCAGGGUAAAAAGUAUGCUCAACGCGUUUCGUCUAGGUUCUUACACUUCGUCAGGAGCUUGUCUUUUUUCCAGGACCGGCAAUUUAAAUAUGCCAGGCUGCGUCCUCUCGUAGUGUGUGGGCAUGCACGGUGAUGAGACGUAAUCAGGUCUACCGCCCAUGUGCGUUCCACUCUGGAGCGCAAAUAACUUUUUUAAUCUCAGCAGACAGGAAGAGCCCAGGAUCAACAAAACUAGCCAGUCUCAGACCACUUGCCCCAAAAAAUAUAUUUAUGUAUACACGAUCCACAAAUCUAUUGGAUGUAUAUCCAUAAUAAUAAUAAUAGUAAAAAUAUGAGAGUAGUAUAUUUAUAAAACAUAAUAAAAACGUUUUACUUAUCCAUUAUAACUGGGGUAAGCAACCUUCGGCACUACAGAUGUUGUGGACCACAUCUCCCCUGAUGCUUUGCAAGCAUUAUGAAUGUAGGAGUAGGAGGGGAGAUGUAGUCCACAGUACCUGGAAUGCCAAAGGUUGCCUAACCCUGCACUACAAACUAUUAAUGAAUAUGUGUAUUUGAAAAAUUAUUAAAAAUAGGAAGUCCACAAAGCUGUACCUGCCUCUGUUGAGGUGCAUCCAUUUUGGCUCCCUGUUUGGGAAAAAUCAUUUACCUACUGACUUCAUAUAUUAUAUUUCUACUUUUCCUCUUAGGACUUUAUCUCUUUCCUUUAUUUUUCCCUUUACUCUCUUCUUGUUUUCUUUAAUGGUAUCUAUACAAUGCUAUCAUUUCUUGUCGGCUAGUCUGAAAAGUUGUUUUACGCUCAAGUUCUGAUGUAUCUGCACUACUAUAAGCUUGUUUAAGCAGGGUUCUCAUCUACCUAUUGUUCCUGUGUCACUGUGUAAUUGUCUCAUGUAUUGUAAAUUUCACCUCUUUUAUAAUAUUGUAAAGCACUGUGGAAUUAGUUGGUGCUAUAUAAAUACCAAUAAUAAUAAUAAUUGCUGUUUUAGUUACUGGUACAUGCUAAUCUUAUUAUGAUUAUAUACCGAUGCAUAUUUGCUCCAUCUACUGUGUAUAUUCACUGUGCAGUUAGUUUUUUUUUCUCAUGCCCAUCUGUAUCUCAUUUUAUGUUCUUUAUAUAACUAAAUUUUGUAAAAACAAGCACUAAUACAUGAAUACAUUUACAAAUUCACAAAAAUUAGAUUUGUUUUUAAAAUAAUACAUUAAUAAGAUGUCUGCUCAUGUUAUGAAUUCCUCUAGACCAGCGGUUCCCAAAGUGUGGGUCACGACCCACUGGUGGGUCGCAGGGCGCUUCCCAGUGGGUCGCGCUGACCCACACAUCCAGGGCCCUCCAAUCAGUCUGCCUAGCACCUCCGGUCUGCAGCUCAGCCAGGUGCAGAGCUGCAGACCGUGUGAUAGAAGUCUUGCGAGCACCCAGAGCAUCACCAUGGCAACACUCUGGGAGCUCGCAAGACUUUUAUUACACUGUCUGCAGCUCUGCACCCAGCGGAACUGCAGACCGGAGCGUUAACCCACUGGACCACCAGGGAUGUUUAAAGAAGGUAGGGCAGAGAGCCCAAACAAUGCCCCCCACCACCACAAUGUAACCCCUUCUCUGCCUGCCCCCCUUCCCCCACUAUAACCCCUUCUCUGCCUGCCCCCUCCCCCCACUGUAACCCCUUCUCUGUCUACCCUCCCCACUGUAACCCCUUCUCUGCCUACCCCCCACUGUAACCCCUUAUCUGCCUACCCUCCCCACUGUAAACCCUUAUCUGCCUACCCUCCCCACUGUCCCCUUCCCUGCCUCACCCUCCUGUAACCCCUUCUCUGCCUGCCCCUCUGUAACACCCUUCUCUGCCUGCCCCCCUGUAACACCUUUCUCUGCCUACCUGCUGUAACACCUUCUCUGCCUACUGCCCCCACUGUGCCCUUCUCUGCCUACUCCCCAGUGUAACCCUUCUGCCUGCCCUCCUCCCCCCCACUGUAACCCUUCUCUGCCUGCCACCCUCCCCACUGUAGCCCCUUCUCUGCCUGCCCUAUCCCCCCCACAGUAACCCCUUCUCUGCCUCCCCUCCCCACUGUAGCCCUUCUCUGCCUCAUCCCAUAGCAACCUCGCCUGCACCCUGUAACCUUAUCUGCUGCCACCCCCACUGUAACCCCUUCCCUGCCUACCCUCCCCCACUUAACCAGCUCUGCCCCUCCCACUGUAACCCCUUAUCUGCCUACCUCCCCACAGCAACCCUUUCGCCUCCCUCCCACUGUGACCCUUGUACCCAGCCCUACCCUCCCCACUGUACCCUUUCUCUGCCUCCCCUCCCCUGUCACCUUCUCUGCCUGCCCCUCACUGUAACCCCUUCUCUGUCUGCCCUUCCCACUGUACCCCUUCUCCUGCCCCCCACUGUAACCCCUCUGCCUACCUCCCCACUGCCACCCCUUCCUCCCUGCCCCCUCCCUCCACGUAACCCUUUCUCUGCCUACCCCCCACUGUAACCCUUUCUCUCCCUGCCCCUCUCCCCACACUGUAACCUUUUCUCCCCAUGCCCCCCCACACUGUAACCCUUUCUCCCCCUGCCUGCCCACUGUAACCCUUUCUCACACUGCCCCCACACUGUUACCAGUUCACACACUCUCUCCCACACUGUCACCCUCAUCUCCUGUCUCUGCGUGUCCUUUUGUGUCAGUGUGUGUGUGCGCAUUUGUGUGUCUGUGUGUAUCUGUUUACAUGAGUAUCUGUGUAUCUGUGUGUGGGAAACUAAGUGUCAUUGUGUGUAUCGCUGUUUCACUGUGUGUAUUUGAGUGUCUGUGUGUGUGUCUAUACAGUGCACACAUACUCCAUACAAAAAAAAACAUGCUUACAUUGAAACACACAUUGUGUAUAUGUAUAUUUUAUAGACACAAUAUACACACACUGCAUCCACUACACACACACACACACACACACACACACACUGCAAUCAAACUCAAACAUUACAUACAAACACACCCCUGCAUUAAAACACUAAAAUGAUCUACAAACACCCCUUCAUUCAAACACCAACACUACACACAAAAAACACACCUGCAUUUAAAGUCCUACACUACAUAUACAAACACCCCUGCAUUCAGACGCAAACAUUACAAACAAGUACAGCACUACAUUCCAAUAGCAACAGUACAUACAAAUACACCCAUACAUGCACACAUAUACUUAUUACAAAAACAUGCUUACAUUCAAACACUGCUCACAAAUAUAACCCUGCAAUCAGGGCCGGACUGGGGAUACGAAGCAGCCCUGGAAAAAAAUCUAUGCCAGCCCCACAGCCAGUCAUUGUGCUAUGUAGGGUGUUGUAUAUAUAUAUAUAUAUAUAUAUAUAUGCAAUUGAAAUAGUUGGCUGCACUCUUGGAUUUCCUGAAAAUGUAACUUUUAUUAAAAUAUUUAAGAGAAGAUCAAUGUUUCAGUCCCUCUUGUGGACUUUCGUCAUGAUCCUGAUGCAAGUCCACAAGAGGGACUGAAACGUUGAUCUUCUCUUAAAUAUUUCAACAAAAGUAAAAUUUUAAGGAAAUCCGAGAGUACAGCCAACUAUUUCAAUUGCCUAUAUAUAUAUAUAUAUAUAUACACAUAUAUACUGGAUACUGGAGCCCUGGUGAUGCAACAAUAUAUAUAUAUAUUUUGUAUUGAUACAUUUCUUCUUCUAAUUCAAAAUAUUAGUUCUUUUAUGGUAAUUAAAUUAUACAGUAAAGCAUACUCACACACAGACAGACAAUCUUACUGAUGCACACAAAUAGGCUCAUUGACAGACAAUGACACACACAGACAAGGUUACUGGCGCACACACAAAUUUAGUAAAGACAAACUCUGAUACACACACACAAGCUUACUAUAGACAAGCUCACUGUCACACACACACGCUCACUACAGACAAGCCCACUGAUGCACACACACUCUCCCUACAGACAAGCCCAUUGACACACACGCUCCCUACAGAAGAGCUCACUAACACACAGAUUCACUACAGACAAGCUCACUGACACACACAUGCUCACUAUAGACAAGCUCAGUGAAACACAUAUGGUCACUACAGACAAGCUCACGAUCACACUCAUGCUUACUACAGACAAGCUCACUGUACACACAUGCUCACCACAGACAGGCUCCGACACACCCAUGCUCCUUACAGACACGCUCACUAACACACACACACAUAUGAUCCCUACAGACAAGCUCACUGACACACAUACAAGCUCACUCACUAACAGGCACACACCCACACACACACAGGCUCCCUUACUAGCAGAUGCGCGCACACACAGAGGCAGACAGUCACUGACACCCAGGCAGACAGCCACACACACACACACAGGCAGACAGUCACUGACACCGAGGCAAACACCCACACAUACAAAGACAGGCAGACAGCCACACACACAUACACACACAGGCAGACAGUCACACACAGACAGUCACACACAGACAGUCACACACUCACAGUCACACACUCACAGUCACACACUCACAGUCACACACUCAGACAGUCACACACAGUCACACACUCACACAGACAGUCACUCACACACAGACAGUCACACACUCACACAGACAGUCACACACAGACAGUCACACACUCACACAGACAGUCACACACAGACAGUCACACACUCACAGACAGUCACACAUUCACAGACAGUCACACACUCACACAAACACACUGACCUGCUUCUUACCUCCUGCUUGGAGCUCCUGGAGGCUGGUUGUUGGGGAAGCAGGGACUCAUUCCUGCUUCCCAUGCUGCAGUCAGCUGGGCCCCGCCGGACAGUAAGCUCCGCCUCCGCUAAGCCCCGCCCCCGCCGCACUAAAGCUCCGCCCCGCCGCAAUUUUUAAAAAAAAAUUUUUAUGAUCCCUGCCGGCCAUGUGUGAGCUGUGCCGCCCGCCUGGCUCCCCCUGCUCCCAUGGGGCUCUGUGCGGCCGCACAGCUCACACAUGGCCGGCCGGGAUCACAGGAGCUGUCAGCCCAAUGAUCAGGGCUGUCAGACCGGCCCCAGGUGCCGCGGCCCACCGGGAAAUUUCCCGGUAUCCCGGUGGGCCAGUCCGGCCCUGCCUGCAAUGAUGCGCAAAUGGUAGAUCUCCAUCUGGCACAUUAUUGUUGAAGUUCUCCGACAGAUGGAGAUCUACCUUUUGGCCACACUUUCACUAGAUGGGGGCCCAGAAAACAUAUUUGCACCAGAGUCCUCUCUACAUUAGUUCCACCACUAGGAUAAUCAAUGUGAGGUGCCUGGAUGAAAGAGCAGGACAACAGCACUUCUGAUUCUGAGUCUGUGAGUAAGCAGUUGUAUGUCUCUAAAACUGAUUGCCAUGAUGUGUAAAGUUUCUGCCUCUAAAACUGCCAUGAUAUAUCAAAAUUAUGCCUCUAAAACUGCCAUGUUAUGCCAAUUUUAUGAUCUAAAACUGAUUGCCAUGAUGUGCAACGUUUCUGCCUCUAAAACUGCCAUGAUAUAUCAAAAUUAUGCCUCUAAAACUGCCAUGUUAUGCCAAUUUUAUGAUCUAAAGCUGAUUGCCAUGGUGUGCCAAUUUUAUGCAUCUGUUUGCCAUGGUGUGCCAAUUGUAUGCUUCUGAAGCUGAUUGCCAUGAUGUGCUAAGUUUAUGCAUCUAAAAGUGAUUGCCAUGAUAUGCCAAGUUUAUGCAUCUAAAUCUGAUUGCCAUGGUGUGCCAAGUUUAUGUAUUUAAAGCUGCCAUGAUGUUCCAAUUGUAUGCCUCUAAAACUGAUUGCCAUGAUGUACCAAUUUUAUGCAUGUAAAGCUGAUUGCCAUGGUGUGCCAAUUGUAUGCAUCUAAAGCAGAUUUCCACUGUGUGCCAAUUGUAUGCAUCUAAAGCGGAUUGCUACAGUUUGCCAAUUGUAUGCCUCUGAAGCUGAUUGCCAUGGUGUUCACUUUUUAAAAUACGCAUUAAAAGCAAGUGGAUCUCGAAAAAUGACCGUUUUGAAAAGUGGGUCUCGGCCCAUAAAAGUUUGGAAAGCCCGGCUCUAGACUCUAAGCUCAUGGGAGCAGGGUCCUCAUCUACCCAUUCUACCUGUAACACUUUGUAAUUGUCUCAUUUAUUGUUAAAGUUCUCCCUGUUAUAAUAUUGUAAAGGGCUGCGGAAUAAGAUGGAAUAAGGAAUAAUAUAAUUACUACUACUACUAAUAAUAAUACAUGUGCAAGGUUGGUGUGAAAUGUAUCAAUGAUAUUUGAAAAUUUUAAUUCUAGCAUAUAUUAAGCCUAUGAGAUUUGGGACAUUGAACAUUAUAGCUUUGUCAGAUGUAUAUUGAUUUAAAUGUCUUCUGUAAAACACCUUUUUACCCAAAGAGUCACUUAAAAUAUUUUUUGUUCAGGUACAUCCAGGGUCUACAUGUGCUGUAUUUGGUUUGGGUUGCGUUGGACUUGCGGCUGUCAUGGGUUGUAAAGCAGCUGGUGCGUCCCGUAUCAUUGGAGUGGAUAUCAACAAGGACAAGUUUGACCUGGCUAAAGAAUUAGGAGCAACUGAGUGCAUCAAUCCCAAAGAUUAUGAUAAAACCAUUGAACAAGUACUUCAGGAGAAAACUGGUGGUGGUUUGGACUAUGUAUUUGAAUGUGUUGGUAACACAAACACUAUGGUAUGUGCAUCACACCUUACUAUGAAGAGCAAAAUUACUUAUUAUUCAAGGAUUACUUUGUAGCCUGACAAAAAGUUUUCUGACAUUUCACUUUCCAUUCCAUAGUUCUGAAGGUUGCCUACCCCAUCCCAACUUUAAAUACAUAUUUACUAGUCUACAUUUUUCUAUAUUUUGUCAACUCACUAUAGCCCUCAAAAUCCAUUUUCCCUCCAGGUUGCAGAUUGCUUCAGAAUCAUAAAUGUGUUUUCAAACAAUAAUUGCAUACUUUUUACAUUGCAGGUUGCAGCAAUAAAGUCCAGCCAUUUUGCAUUUGGAACGACUGUAAUUGUUGGCGUUUCUGAUAAAAAUGAAACGAUUACCAUUGAUCCAAUGAUUUUUUUGACUGGACGUAAAAUGGCAAGUUCUAUUUUGGGAGGUAUAGUAUUUUUAUCUCACUAUAAUUUAUUUUUUACAUACCACCAGCAGAUUCUACUACAUUUUACAGUGUAACAUAAUUACAAACAAGUUGAUGUUUAAUACAUGUUUUAUAAAGUUUACUAUACCAUAUAUUUAGCUAUCUACUACUACAUAAGCACACAGAGACUGUUGCAAGUUGAUAAUGUAGUAGCAGGUACCCCCAGGCAUUAAUAGGGUUGUAAAAGAAGGAAGCAUGUUACAAGGACAAUAUGUGGUAGGAAGCAUUAAGGAGUAUUGGAAAACAGGAGCAGCACAGGCAACGUCAUAAAGGUAAGAAUGUCAAAAUAUAUCAAGAGUCAAAGUAAAGAAUUCCUAUACGGAACAUAGAGAGGAGGUGGGAGAGUAUUAUUCAUUAUUACAUUCAUUAGAAUUAGAUAUUUUUAACACUGCAGUUUUAAGGUUGUAUGCACUAUUAUCACUAAUGUACCCAUAUGUAUUAUUGAUUAUGUUACCAGCACUUCAACUACUGUCUAAAAGAUUGAGAAACCCUUACUAUUUGGUCAGUCAGUAAAAGUAUUUAUAAAAGAGAUACAUUGGUAAUAAGCCAACAGGAUUCAUAAUAUAUCAAACCUCCAAUUGUUUGCAAAUGACAAUGCCACUGAAUCUUUACCAGCCAAGAUUCAAAAAUCUCAAGCGUGUUGCAGUUUGCUAGCCAAUUGAGGCCCAGCAUUUGAAAAUAAAGUAAACGAGAGAAAGAAAAUAUAUGGUGAAGCCAAGACUCAAAAUUGUACAUCUUAUACUACUAGUCAGCCUGAUAAUGGACUUGCCUUUGAAAGUUUGGGUCCAUGACAACUUAGCAAGGUAGAAUUCAGGGCUGAAUUUUCAUUCACCUAAUGGUAGAGAGGAAAUAUUGAUCCCUGGUAAAACCGUGAUUAAAUACAGUACACAGAGUCUAACAGUAUCCUCAGCUUAGUAAUAGCUUCUCUUUGUAUAAUAUAAUGUGUAGAGCACAGUUUUCUGAUGGAUGAUGUUAAUUCUUGCGCUAUCCCCUUUGUGCUUUUAAAAGCAUAACUCAUUCAAUAUUUCAAUCAACUCAGAUCUUGAAAAUUAACCUGAGUAUAAUUUACCUUUACAGAAUAAUGUUCAUUGAGAUUUCAAAUCUGUUAAAGGUAGGUUGAAGCUAAAGAAUAAAACCAAUGUAGAAGUCAAAUGCUUAAGGCAAAUCACAGGCAGCUUUAUAUUACCCAACACAUGGAAUAUACGAUAUAUGUAAAUUAGUUAUAUAUGUUUACUUUUAACACAAUAAAUUUGUUAUUUAGGGUUGAGGGUCAAGGAUGCUAUCCCAAAAUUGGUUACCGCUUACAUGGAAAAAAAGGUUGAUGUGGGCAAGCUGGUGACACACAGACUACCUUUUGAGGAAAUCAAUAAAGGAUUUGACCUUUUGCAGUCUGGUAAAAGGUAUUUGUUUUAUACUUGCGUUUUGUAAGCUUAAAUUAACUAAAUAUCAGUUUCAUCUCUUGUGCUUUGACAUCACACUGAUAUCAUAUAGUGGAAUAUGACAAACUAUUUUACUUCCAUGAGCUAUGGCUAGUGAAAUAAGCAAAUCCCUUAAGGGGCCCUUACUGACCACUACAGAGUAUUGAAGGGUUAACCUACCUCUAGAGGCACUUCCAGAUGGUUAAGUGACUUUUGGUCACCUACCUGAUGCUGGACAUCCUCAUGCUCUGGCUGAGAACAUCCAGCAUCUCUAAAUCCCCAUUGGAAAACAUGAAGCAAUGCUUUCCUAUGGGCUAGUCCUGAUGUGAGUGUGGUGCUCAGCGCACAUGCACAGGUCCCACUGCCGGCUGAUGUUGGUGGAGGAGUGGAGGCAGAGUCUGACCCAGCCCCGAAGGACAUUGGUGCUGGACUGAGGUAAGGGACAGAAGGGUUUUUAACCCUUCCAGUGCUGAAGGUGCAUUGUUCUAUAGUGGUAGGAAAACAAGUUUGUUUUCUUAGCACUAUAGUUUCCUUUUAAGUAAUUCACAUUUGCUAAACUACAAGAACAUAUUUACUGCUGUACAAUCAUUAAAUUAGCUAUAGUGUAAUUUGCUAUUUCAAAUAAGACAGCUAUAUAAUUACCCUUAAUGGAUUUUGCUUAUUCCACAUGCUUCAUUUUCACUGAGCACUCGUUUCUUCACUUUGCUUACAUGUCAAUCUUAGGGUGGGUUGUGUGAUUGUAAUCUAGAAGGGGGGUAGCCUGCAAUGGUUGUAUGUUAUCUCAGAGAUCUGAGAUAACUGAGGUAUUUAGCUUAGGGUCCAUACCUGGCACUGUAGGUUGUCUGUUAGUACUGAGGCAAUCUGAGGUAUGUGUUUUACUUUCAAGGACAGCUUUUGCUGUUAGGAGAUUUAUCAGUAUUUUAAAGCUUAGUAUUUCAGAGUUAGCUUCUGAUAUUAAAGGAUCACCAUAGGGUCAGGAACACAAACAUCUAUUCCUGACCCUGUUAGUGUUAAAACCACCAUCUAGCCCCCCCCCUGGUCCCCUUCUGCCUCCAUAAAUAUAGCAAAAUCUUACUGUAUUCAAGCCUGAAGCUGUAGAUCUGCAUGCUUUUUGCCUCAGAAAAACAAGCAGUCUGUCGACAUCAUCAGAAGUGGUAGCCUGAUCCAAUCACAGUGCUUCCCCAUAGGAUUGGCUGAGACUGACAAAGAGGCAGAUCAGGGGCACAGCCAGUACAAUUCAAACACAGCCCUGACCAAUCAACAUCUCCUCAUAGAGAUGUAUUGAAUCAAUGAAUCUCUAUGAGGAAAGUUCAGUGUCUGCAUGCAGAGGGAGGAGAUACUGAAUGUUUGGAUGCAUUUUAGGCAGCCAUGACCCAGGAAGGAUCUCUAACAGCCAUCUGAGGAGUGGCCAGUGAAGUUAUCACUAGGCUGUAGUGUAAACACUGCUUUUUCUAUGAAAAUACAGUGUUUACAGCAAAAAGGUAAGGAUUCUACACACCUGAACAAAUUCAAUAAGCUGUAGUUGUUCUGGUGACUAUAGUGUCCCUUUAACUGUGUUUAUCUCGUUUUUAAAAAUUUAUCACAUUUAAUGAAAAAAAACCUAUUCUUUCAAUCUGGGGAAUUUCCUUGCACAAAAUGAUCUCAAAUGGCAGUAUAUCCUCCAAUCACAAUAUAGCUGUUUCUUUUAAUUCACUAUUCUGAAUCUGUUUCCUGUAAGACACCCCUAUGUUGUAAUUCUUACUAUUGUUUUAUCAAUUUAUAGUAGUAUGUCAAUGCUAUUCUCUUUCAAGUUAAUAAUCAUAGAUGCACACUUUUCCUUUUCAAUAUGCUUUUUAAUUAACAUCAGCUGGAUAACAGGCAGUUUUAAUAGUGGUCUAAUUGGCAUUUCAAUAAAAAAAAUCUGUUGAGACAUGAGACACAUUGUUUAUCCUACAAACUGUUAAUUUGUAUCCACAAUCCCCAGUUCUCUGUCUACAUUUUUCCAUGAAUUUAUUUUCUAUUAAAUACUUCUGUGUGAUGUGAAGUAUUACCAGUUUUUGGAUUCCCUAGUGGGAUACCUCUUCAAGUUUCUGUAGCACUGAUACUAUCUUAACUGACAACUCAGGGCAGUUUGUUCUAGACUGAAUGGUGAUUUUGGUAUUGAUGUAAAAAUAUUAAACUGAAUUAUUUAUUAUAUAAACUGCCAUUACUUCUUAAAAGAAGACCCUAAGCAAAAUAAUUACCACAUCAUGCUGUAAUGAUUAUGGCACCAUUAGUGCCCUAGCACAACCCAAUAUAAGUAGGCAAACUGUUUGCUAAAGGUUUCACUUCUUACCUGGAGUCUGCUGGGCACAGGUCUCUAUCACGCUCUGGCUGAGAACAUCCAGUUUACUACUUGAAUUGGGAAGGCACCAAGGAACUCCAGGCACCAUAUCCACUACAGCGCUCUUGAAGUACUAAAAAUGUGUAACUACAAUGUUUCAUUACUGUUUUGCUUUGCCUUUUCAGCAUUCGAACUGUUUUGUUAUUUUAACAAGAGUCAACAGAGGAAUAAGAUCACUUCUACCAACUACUCACUCUACAUACAUUUUCUUUGAAAUUCAGGAUCUGAAAGCAUUCUUAUACAGCAAUAAGCUACAAAUAAAAUAAAAUUCCUUUUUUGUUGUUAUCUUCUAUUGUGGUUAAAGGACAACUGACAUCACAUUUUUACAAAGUUUUUUUUUUACAAAUGUAUUACAUUUAAUGAAAAACAUUUUUGCACAUUAAUUUUAUUAAAAAUUUAAUUUUUCUGUCUGUCUAUCUUGUUGAGCAACCAUAUUGAGUCCGAUUCUACAGUUAUAUGACUGGUUCGCAGCCAGAAUUUUAAAAUCUGGAUGUAAAUAGAUUUUGUGAUCAAAGUCCCAAUUUUACAAUGUCUCAAUAUGCAAAUGGAUGCUUUUGCAACAUUUAGUAUGGGGUCAUUUGAACUUUACUGAACAAACUUGAACAGGAAAACUGUUUAAAUAUGACUCUCUUAUCUUUCUAGAGAGGAACCAUGAACUCAGGAAACUUGCCGUCCACCCUAAAAGUGCUCUGUCAUGUGCUGUAUAAUGUUCUCCGUUUUCUCUUUCAAGUGGUUAGCUGGAACAGAUUCCUCUUCACAAUGCACCUAUUGAGGGUAACAAGGAAAAAAACAGUUGGGCCCUGCUUGGUCCCUUUAUCUUGGGACAAGUUAAUACAAGAGCUAGGCCUGAGAGCUACAAUUGCCUUUAUUAAAGGACCACUAUAGUGCCAGGAAAACAUACUCGUUUUCCUGGCACUAUAGUGCCCUGAGGGUGCCCCCACCCUCAGGGUCCCCCUCCCGCCGGGCUGGAUGGCGAGGAAAGGGGUUAAACUUACCUUUAUUCCAGCGCCGGGCGGGGAGCUCUCCUCUUCCUCUCCGCCUCCGAUCCUCCUCUUCGGCUGAAUGCGCAUGUGCGGCAAGAGCUGCGCGCACAUUCAGCCAGUCUCAUUUAUAAUGCUUUCCUAUGGACGCUUGCAUCUUCUCACUGUGAUUUUUACAGUGAGAAGCACGCAAGCGCCUCUAGCGGCUGUCAAUGAGACAGCCACUAGAGGAUUUAGAGUCUGGAUUAACCCAUUUAUAAACAUAGCAGUUUCUCUGAAACUGCUAUGUUUAUAAAAAAAAAGGGUUAAUCCUAGCUGGACCAGGCACCCAGACCACAUCAUUAAGCUGAAGUGGUCUGGGUGCCUAGAGUGGUCCUUUAAGGCAGUGGCUGAUCGUAGUAUAGGCAGGGGUGUGGAUACCUGCCUGGGUAAGGAGCUGAAGAAGAAAAGGCAGUGUGGAUAACCAUAACCAUAAUAAUUGCAAAUACAUAAAAAAAGAUAAGGUUCUCGACUGCAGGCUAGAGGCAAGCAUGGUAGCCCAGCUGAUGUUGGCAGGAACAGAAUGGAGCUACAAUGUUUAGAGCUGAAUAGAACACUCUUAGAUCAGAGGAUAAUACCAAUACAUGCAAUUUCCCCCUGUAAAAAGGUUGUCCCUACGUGACAUGGAUCUGAUGUUUAUUCUACUUAGUAGACCUUUAUUCUAUGAUCAUCCAUUUAAGUUUCUUGCCUUAUUGAAUAAACAUGUGCCCAUAUUAUGCAAUCACCCCAGCCCCAACACUUACAUAAAAAUUAUCAUAAGCAUAAAUGGUGCCAGGGCACUCCUGACACCAGCACAUUAGGAUUAGAGUAUACAUGUAUUCAAUAAGCUGUGGACUGUGACUCUCAUUACUCUUAGACACACAUAUGUUUUCUGACCCAGGAGUACCAUACAUUUGCACACUGCUAUACUAGUGUCAGUGCUUUUAAAAUGGCCCAAAAUGUGAGAUACCUUGUAUUUUUCUCUUUCGCAUGGCAUUCAAUUUCAUUGAAUUUGUGAAUUCUUAAGGUACACCAAAUUGUGACAAUAUUAUUAAUAUUUUAAAUAAAUGAUACAUCAACCUCAUUCUGUUCUCUAAUUUGGUCCUGUAACUUCACAAAAAUAUGGUAAAGGUAAAUAUAGAGCUAUAAGAUAUGUAUCUGCGCACAAAUUUAGACAUUUUUACUGCAGUAACACUCCUCAUGUUUAUGCACCUAACUGCAAAUAAACAAUGGCCUUGUGGAAAUUGGCCAAAAAUGAAUAC
This is a messenger RNA of Pelobates cultripes (western spadefoot toad), 29417 nucleotides long. Lineage: Eukaryota; Metazoa; Chordata; Amphibia; Anura; Pelobatidae. The record is from the annotation of a GenBank genome assembly.